Molecule: messenger RNA, 4773 nt
Organism: Anthostomella pinea
Lineage: Eukaryota; Fungi; Ascomycota; Sordariomycetes; Xylariales; Xylariaceae
Source: the annotation of a GenBank genome assembly
AUGUUGCCCCUGGUUCAGAUGCACCAGAUGGUGCACGCCUCUCCUCGUAUCGACGCCCCAUCGCUCCGUCAGCCUGAUCGACCCCACGACCACCAACGCCCUUUCCGCCCCUUUGCCCGCCCUUCGAGCUCUCCCGGCCAAGUCCUCGGCCCCUCCACUCCUCACCCCGCUUUUCCCAUCCGCACCUCUCAGGCCCAGCCACCGCGCCAGGGACAUCCGAGAUCGAAUGGCCUCAUGAACCUUCCUUACCUGUCGGAGCCGGGCGAGCACCACCUGAGGCGCAAGACUCCGAGCGGCACCAUCGACGCCGGCUACGAUGGCACACCAGCUCAGCUCGCAUCCGGGCCACCGCCCCUGAAGCACAUGAUAUUGCCUGCCUCAUCGAAACCCCUUCCCGCCCCAACACCUCUGCAGCCGGACUUCCGCUCCGCCCUUCAUCCCAUCCGCUCGUCAGCCGAGGGCUGGGCAUACCGGUCGUCUCCGUCCUUCGGUAAUCUGGACGCAGGUGGUGCCAUGCGUCCCGACUCGAAUCUGCUGCCUUUCAGAGGCGGCUGGCCCGCUGGGCCGGCCAACGACUUCCGCUCUGAUCUGGCAGCCGACUUCGCCCCAAACGGCCCCUCUGCCACUUAUCUCCCCUACAACAACGGGGUCAGAGUGCCAACUGCCCUGCAACCUACAUAUCAGCAUCCGCCGGGGCCUGCCGUCUUCAACAACGGCGGUCUGCUCCCGCCUUCCCCAUGGCCAGAGGCUCACGUCCCUGGCUAUCACCAUGUUCCGCACGCCGCAAUGCCCUUGUACUAUGGCCUCAACCAUCCGGCGAUGCCCCACCCCCGAUCGCCUGACGCGCUGGUGCCCAUGGGCUCACAAUUUAAUGCUCAAUCUCCUUAUGACCUGGUCUCGGGUCCCUAUCAGGCACCGUCGCAGAAGCUCGAGUCCCUCACGCUCGAGUCUACUCGAUAUAAUUCGUCCCAAGUCCUUGUUCCACACGCUCAAUCGCCUGCCAGGUUUAGAGAAAAGGCUCUGGCACAUGCACACCGAGCACAUGUCGAGUUGUUAGCAUACCUGCAUCAUAGCAAGAAAUCUUCAAGCCGCUCUACAGCAGGGACAAGGUCUUCGUCGAAAAUGGUCAUAUUCCCAAAACUUCCCAAGCCGCUCAACCGUUCGUUCAGCGCGUUCAGUCCGCAGCACCCCCGCGAUGUGCAAAUGAAUACCGAUGUGAGAAGUGACAACUAUGCAAUGAGCACACAGCUCCAGACCCCCACAGACUCACACAUGCUGCCCGUCAUGAAGCACCACUCACGAGGAAAUGAAGUGUCGAAUCCAGCAUUCUACCAUCUCUUCAAGGUUGAUGGCGCACACGUCCCCAGUGUUGACUCGCCACGCGGUCACACCAUUGCGCCUUUGUCCGGAGCCCAGGCCGCUGUCGAGAUGCUGACCCACCUGUGCGAGCAGAGCGGCUGGAAAUGGAUUGACGGCAUGCUUCUCGGCGGGUGCCUUCACUAUGGACUCGAGCAUUACGAGCAGUCGCUCGAGUGGUUUCAGAGGAUCACCCGCCUCGAUUCUCAUCACGUUGAGGCAAUCUCAAACGCCGCCGCGGCGCUCUAUUGCCUCGAUCGGCACGAAGAAGCGGAGAGUCAUUGGUUGCAAGCUGUUCGUAGACGACCAAGCUACUUGGAAGCCGUCGAGCAUCUCGUGGGUCUCCUCUGUUCAAGCCACCGUAGCAAAGAGGCUGUCGACAUCAUCAAUUUCGUCCAACGCUCGAUUCGUCUUCGCGAUAGUCGCUUUGGCAGCACUGCUGACCCCGGGGCGACCCAACGGACCAACAAUCCUGCCCAGGGCCACGCUGCGCACCAGGCUACGUCCCAUGCUGGAUCGUGGGGCAUCGCUGACUGCUGCGAGGAGUCCAACUCGCCUGGCUUUGGCUCGAGCGGCUAUUGUGUGGCUGGUAGUGAGAACGGUCGUGUUAUUGCUCUGAUCCACGCAAAGGGUAACAUGCUGUAUGCGCUGAAAGACAUUGACCGGGCGUCCGAGGCAUUCGAGGAAGCAGUAUUGAUCAGUAGUGGGAAGACGCUCAACUGUAUUCAUUCACUCAUCCGCAGGAUACAACAGGUUCUAUCACCCGCGGAUCGGCAUGGCAAUCCGGGACAGAAUGAUACGCAAACCGCGUCCUCUGGCCCGCUGCUGCUACCGCCGGAACGAGCAAGGCACACUGCGCAGCUGGUCUUUGCCGCCAACGGCGAACUUCCAGGUCUUCGCUUCGUGCCUGACGGUGUACCAAAGAAGUCGGCAAUCUCUACGACGAGCAACUCGCUUCUGUCACUAGCAAAGAUAUUUCAGGACGCCAUGUCUAACGGCGGCUCGUACCCAAGACUGAUCCGGCAGCCCCCUGGCGUUGGGGACAUCCUGGCACUCUAUUACCUAUCACUGUCACUGUCGGAGAGCCCUUCGACGGCCAAUAAUGUGGGGAUCCUUCUCGCCAGUGUCCAGCAGUCAACGUCGUCUCCGCCUCAGCAGAUGCUGGAGCAUGCCAACGGGCCCCAAAUUCCCGGGAUAACCCCUGGCAGUGGACUGGCUCUGGCUCUUGCUUAUUACAACUACGGCCUGAAGUUGGACUCGAAGCACGUCCACCUACACACAAAUCUUGGCAGCCUGCUGAAGGACAUAGGCCAACUUGACCUAGCAAUUCAGAUGUACGAGCAAGCUGUGGCCUGUGACGGCGGGUUUGAUAUCGCCUUGACAAAUCUCGCCAACGCCGUCAAGGACCGGGGGCGCAUCAGCGAUGCCAUCAUGUAUUACAAACGAGCCGCCAGCGCGAACCCCCACUUUGCCGAAGCAGUGUGUGGCUUGUCCACAGCUCUCAACUCGGUCUGUGACUGGCGGGGACGGGGCGGAGUGCUGCUCGGCCAUGGGAAGUACGACCGUUGGCACGUGGACGAAAAUGGUAUGCUCAAAGACGCCAGGGAUGAAGAAAGCGGUAGUGGCCUGGUGAAGAAGGUGGUCGACAUUGUUUCCAAACAACUAGCCGACUCGUCUCAUUGGGGUGCCGGCAUACUGCGCAGCGGCGUGCUCGAAACCAUCGUGUCACAGUUGAAAGGUACGGCAGCCGACGAGGUCAAAAGGGGCUUGCAGCUCGAGCUGGAACUUGGAACGUGGGCUGGCCGGCCAUGGGAAGGAUCACGACUCCUCCGACUCGUCGAACGUUCGACCAAGGCGGCAACACAUCGUUGGUACCAGGACAAGUAUGUCCAUGGGCGCCUAUCACGUACCGGGUACCCAAGGACCAGGCUCCCUGUGUCGCUGGCUGUGCCGGCGGCGCCCACUGUUCUGCCCUUCCACACCUUCACAUCCCCACUGACGGCCAAGGACAUUCGCAUGAUCUCGCAUCGGAACGCUGCAAGGAUUUCGUGCUCUACCCUGCGAUCUUCUUGGCUGCCCAGCAUGGUUUACCCGCCUCCGCCACCGCCCAAUCCGCAGCUGAACAUCGGAUAUGUUUCUUCCGACUUCAACAACCAUCCCCUUGCUCAUCUGAUGCAAUCGGUUUUUGGGUUACAUGAUCCUAGGCGGGCCAAGGCGUUCUGUUAUGCCACAACGGCUAGCGACAGAUCGGUCCAUCGGCAACAAAUCGAACGUGAAGCGCCUGUCUUCCGCGACGUGAGCAACUGGCCGGCCGAAAAGCUGGUCGACCAGAUUGUCGAGGACGGUAUUCACAUCCUCGUCAACCUCAACGGUUACACCAGAGGCGCGCGGAACGAAAUAUUCGCAGCGCGUCCGGCGCCGAUCCAGAUGUCCUUCAUGGGAUUCGCCGGUACCCUUGGUGCUGAAUGGUGCGAUUAUCUCCUCGCGGACGAGAUGGCGGUUCCACCGUCCACUUUGCGGCCACGAAGAAAUAACGUCGGUCUUGAGGACGUGUUCCGAGACGAGGAGUCCAGUGAAGCGGAAGACUGGGUGUAUUCGGAGAAUAUAAUCUUCUGUCGGGGCACGUUCUUCUGUUGCGACCAUGCUCAGUCGUGCGAUGCGGACGAGCGAGCCGUCACGUGGCAGGACGAGCAGCGGCGCAGAUGGAAGAUGCGCAAAGAGCUGUUCCCCAAGCUCCCCGACGACACCAUCAUCCUGGGCAAUUUCAAUCAGCUCUACAAGAUUGAUCCGUCAACGUUUCGCACAUGGUUGCGCAUACUCUCCAACGUCCCCAAGGCCAUUCUGUGGCUUCUCCGGUUUCCGGAGCUUGGCGAGAGCAACCUGCGAAGGACUGCCAAGGCAUGGGCGGGCGAGGAGGUGGCCAGCCGCAUCGUCUUUACGGAUGUGGCGCCCAAGCAGCAGCACAUCUCACGGGCGCGCGUGUGCGACCUGUUCCUGGACACGCCCGAGUGCAACGCGCACACGACGGCGGCGGACGUGCUCUGGUCCAGCACGCCUCUCCUGACACUGCCCCGGUACCCGUACAAGAUGUGCUCGCGGAUGGCGGCAUCGAUCCUCAAGGGGGCGUUGCCCCGGACGCGGGAGGGCGAACAGGCGGCUCGGGACCUGAUUGCGUCGGACGAUGCCGACUACGAGGCCCUCGCUACCAGGCUGGCGGGCGGUCUGAGCUACCGGUCUGCCGACGGGCAGUACUACGAGGGCCGCGGGCGGCUGGUGGAGAUGCGCAAGACGCUGUUCGAUUCCAAGUGGACGUGUGCGUUGUUUGACACGCACAGGUGGGUAUCUGACCUGGAGAGCGCCUACGACGAAGCGUGGCGGCGCUGGGUGGCAGGCGAGGGCGGUGAUAUUUACCUUUGA